Molecule: messenger RNA, 3792 nt
Organism: Leptosia nina
Lineage: Eukaryota; Metazoa; Arthropoda; Insecta; Lepidoptera; Pieridae
Source: the annotation of a GenBank genome assembly
AUGGAGUUUGCCGAUGCGAUACCGGUUACUUUUAAGGAAAUAACCCCAAGUUACAAUAUACCCCAAAAAUGGAAAGAAAUCGUCCUUAAUACUGGUGGCACCCACAGUACUCUUCAAGAUAUAAAAUUACCUCACAAAGCAGGUGGCUACUGGUACAGAGAUUCCGAUAAGUCUAGUACAAGGAACCGAUUUAUUUACUGGCAAACAACAUCAGAUGCUAUUGAAUUAUCAGAAGCAUCUCUAGACGUGAAUCUUUCUUCUUGCAAUCUUAGAUGCAAGGUUGCUCCAGGCACACCUCCAUUGAAUAACAUAUCAUUUUAUGAAAGAACAUCAAUGCAACAAGUUGUUAUUUUAGCUGCUACUGUGUCAUCUGUUCACAGAUUAGUAUUCCCACACCCCGAAAGCUUGGAUCGAAAGUCAACCUUCGGAUCCUUGAGCCACACAACAUCAAUAUUUAAUGACACUAGUGCCAUAAAUAACCCCAGUAACUACUACAUUCUCAAUCAAUACUCCAUUUCAAAUACAGGUGUAGCUCACUCCUGUGCAUCAAUAUUGCGUGAUAAUGGGGAAGCUGUGUUUGCUUUGGCAUUUGGUUAUGGCGGUGAAGGAGGAUUACUGCUUGUUAAACUCCCCGUAGCCGGUGCUGCAGUAACUACAGUGUUAAAAAGGGAGUCCAAUGUGCCCAGAUUUUUAUCUGGGUUAACAGGAGCACUAAGGGGAAAAACCAGCACAGAUGGUAUUGAGACCUAUGGUGUGGUCCUCACAAAUGUACUAGCUAUCGUCAUAUGUGGAGAUACAUGUCUUCGAGUCUGGCAUUUUGAUGAGGGUGGUGUACCAAUAACAGUGUCAGCUCCUCUUUCGCAAACUUUAGCAAAACCAAAGCCACCUCCACAUGCCCAUAUGCUCCAAAGUAUUACAGGAUUAGAUGGAAAUGUAUUGCUAGUAGCAUACUUGUCAUUCCCAAACGAAUCUGAGUUUAUUGUCAUGAAAAUGCACGACGCGGGGACUGCAGGAGUUAAGUUCUCGGAAAUUUGUCAUAUUUAUGGCCCGCAGUUAGACUUACUCGACUAUACAAUUGGUUAUGGCGACAAUGGUCAUGUUAUUUGGGCGCUAUGGAGUCAACCUGAUGGCGAUGCUGUAAUAACAAGUUGCGCCAUCGGCCCGGAUGUAUCAUGGCGAGCAGUCGCAACCAAAGAACCAUUGUCAGCAUUGCCACAGCUCUCAUCACACCAGCAAUACCGUGAACGCUUACUUUCCCCCGGACUAUUUCCCCCUUCCGUUAUCAAAAAGGCAUUAGUGAUAUAUAGGCGCGCUUGGGGCGGUAGCGAGCCAGUGCUGGACAACGAUCUAGGCGAAAGCUGCGUAAGCGCAGUGCAGGCGCGUUUUAGAAAUUUAACCGCGCGGGCUGCGGCACCAGAUCACUCGCACCUAAUGUACAAAUGCUGGUCAGAUCUGUAUAGCUGGUGUAUGCAGUAUAUGGAGGGUCUACAGAAGCCCUUAGGGUUAAUGGUUUCCAAACAUAAUUGUGAAAAUGACGUGGGCUGGUGGUGCGCCGUGGUACGCCGGUCUGGUGUAUCUCUUGUCCGGGAACUUGAACCACUCGAGCGCAUGAUGCUGUCUCCGGAUGUAAUGCCAGAACCUACUGGACUAAUGGGCGAGUCUUGCGAGUUAUCAGUCGACGCAAUGCGGGUGGUAUGCGCGGGCGCGAGAUGGGAGCGAGCGGUUAGUGCAGGCGGUGCAGCGGAAUUGGAACGACGACUGUUUGCGUGUUCAUCGCCGCAGCACCGACUGUUGCCGCGUCUUUUGCAUCUCCUCCGUGCCCCGGAAACUGACGAGCCUAAGCCUAGUUUAACGCCAGAACAAAUCGACGAGUUAACAUGCAUACUUGAACCCAUCCGAGAUUUACAAAAUGCAGUCCUUGAACUGAACGAUGCACUGAGAUUAGAUGUACCAGAAAUUGAUACUUCGAAGAGUGAUGACGAAGACACAAGUGAAUAUGACAAUUUGUUUGCGAGUGAUUUGGGAGUGGCUAUUGUUACCGAAGCAAUAAGACAAAUGGCAGAAAUGAGAUCUCGAGUGGUUCGAGGCGCAUUGGCCGCCCUGGGUAUAGUGCGUGGUGCGGGCGGCGUGCCUGGCGCUGGUCACUGUGCUGUUCAUUGGCAGGCGUACCGCGCAUUGCUCUGGCUGCAUGCUGCCGUCCUGCAACAAACGUCGUCUGGUGGUACAGAAACAUUCCGUUUGAAGUUGAGUGCUAUAGGAGGGGAAGCAUUGGAAUGUGGAGUUGUAGGAAUGGGCGCAAUACAGGCGUACGUGGCCGGGGCGGGGGGAACACGGGCACGGGCACAUUUAGCGACCGCAACUACACAUACGGGUUGCCACCGUGCACUACCGUUACUUGCAUACCACCUUGCGCACCAACUCUGGGCAGUGAGUGGUGGUUUUGAGUUUGGUUGGUGGUUAGCAUCCAUACACCAACCGCGACUAGUGCAGAAUUACGUCAAUAUGCUGGAACCAUGGUGUGAGUGGAACGCUUGCUCCCGACAAUUUAUUCUGGGUCUGUCGUUACUGGAGCUGGAUGACGCAGAGGGCGCGUACACAGCGUUCUGCCGUGCUGCCAAAGGCGUCAGUUCAGAACCAUUCUUGAGACAACUCGUUGCUGAACCACACAAUAGACUAGCACACCACCAUGCGCUAGUACUUUAUUACAUGAAGGUUAUCAAACUAUUUGAAAUACACGACGCCGGAGCGUGUGUCGUCCGUCUGGCCGAAACGGCAAUAUCAAUCGCUGAUAAAGAUGAUCCGAAUUUGGCGAUGUUUCAAUGGGUGGUGUUCAAAUGGCAUCUAUCUGGUGGUCGUACGGAACGAGCGCUAAGCGCCGCCGCUGCUAACCCCGCUCCGCACGCUCGACACGCUGCUGCGGCCACAUUACUCACAACGCUUGCCGAGCGGAAGGAGCUCGGCGCUCUGGUGCGAUGCAGUGCGUUAGCGAGUGAAGCCGAAAGAGCAGCAGCAGCACGAGCCAAGUUGCACGAUGCCCACACAGAUAAUCCCUACUACGAUUUCCUCUACGCGCUACAUGUUUCUAGGCAACACUACAGAAAAGCCGCAGCUGUAAUGUACGAGCGGGCUACUCGAUGUGGCACCGAACGCGGAGGUACUACUUUACGGCGAAAAUUUAUAGCGGCCGCAUUAACCUGCCUACGACUCGCUCGUCCGCAGCACGCCUUUUUAGCUAGACCACCAGCCCAAGGACAAACAACUACCGCUCAGGUGAUAGGGCCCGAAGAGUUAGCAGCGGAACUUCGAGAAGAUGAUUUGGAAGCCUUGGAUCCAGUUCAACAAGCAUUGAAAAAAUCAGAAGCAAUAGAUUUCGACAGACUGUAUCCAAAACUAAAGGAAGCAGACCGAGAGACCUUGUUAGAUGUUACAAAACGCACUAUCAGCACCGGACAGUUUUUGCCACGUUGGUUUCUACAAAGAUUUAUGGAUAUGGACGGGGCAGGAUGUGUACGCGCUUUGUUAAGCGGCGGCCGAUUGGUAGAGGCUGCGGAAGCCUGCGUCUACGUUUUACGCAGAUGGAUGGUCGCGUUAGCUCCGCAUCGGGAACCUUGUGCAGCACCACUCGCCCUAGCUGAUCUAGUUUUGGUAGAACUGCAAUUGCAUCUAGAUCAUUCACCCUCAAAACAGGUGUAUGACGAGUUGAACAACUUGGUUGAAGAAUAUACAAAGAUAGUUAUCAGGACUUCAGAAGAUAUGAAAAGCGCACAAAUACAACAUGCGAUUGUCCAGUAA